CUAUAAAAAAAUCAAUAUCGAUCUAUUUAAAUCAAUUUAAUGAAAAAAAGAAAACGAAAUGAAUUAAUCAUAAGGAUCUAAAUGAUUUAUUAUUAAUGCUCAAUAUUUUCCAAUUACACAUGGAACGAAUAAAUAUGUAAAAAUGGAUCUGCGUUUGAUAUGUUGGUUGUAGUGAAUUUCAAAAUGACAGUUACAAACAUUUGUGAAAUUGUUGUGUAUUUAGUGUUUGAUUACAAACAUUGUUGCAAUUCGUGUUUAUAUAAAGUACCAAGUGAACCAUUAAAUUUUCAAACUUGUAAAUGAAAUGUUGACUUUCUGAAAAAAUUGUGAAUUAUCGGUUAAGAUGAUCAAAGAUUUUGUUAUUCCUGUAAAUAAAGAUGAACUUUUGCAAAGCCGGAGCGGACAAUAUAUUGUUAAAAAAAUCAUUCCAAUACGGUUAUUACCGCAAGCUCUUGAUGAAACUCGAUCAGCACUGCAAGCAAAUGGGGCCAAUUUUAUUUUUGAGCAUUUUGAUACAUUUUUCUCUGUAGUUGUUCAUGAAAAUAAAGUUGAAUUAACAAUUGUUCAACGUGCUUUUACUAGAAUUCAGAAAGGUUUUGAAAUGUUGGUCCUUAACAUGGAAAGUAUAUUUGAGAAAGGAAAUGAAUUGGAAGAAGAACAUAGAUUGACCUUGUUAAAUAUAAAUAAAAUGCUUGCAUAUUUAUUUUCUUGGUUUAUCUGCUACAUAGAUGAUGAGAUUUUUAAAGAUGAUAAGUUUUUGGGCAAGCGCAAAAAGUCUACAAAGUCAGACAUGGAGGAAGAAUGGGAAUCUAAUAGAGAGAAAGCUUUAGAGUACAUUUAUCGAUUGUUACAACUUCCAUUAUCAAAACUUUGGCAGCCUCCUAUUGUAGAAGAUUCCUUUAUCAUUUAGUGAAAUUACAUGAUACAUUAGCAUCUCAUAUGGCUGUUGGAGUUAUUCAUAUGAUUAAUAAUUAUGGUUGUAAUGGUUUAAUAAGAGAAAUAAUGAAAGAGAUUGAUCAAAGUGAAUUAUCUGAACUUGACAAUCGUAAUAUAUCGACAUUUUUAGAGACUAUUGCUGCUUCUGGCCCAAAUCUCAUAAUUCCUAUUCUUGAUGAUGUGAUGGAUUAUUUAGCUAGUGAGCAUUAUAUUAUGAGAAAUUGUACUAUUUGCAUUAUACGUGAAGUUGUACAAAAAGCAUUAACUGGAGAUGAUCUCACACAAAAACAAAAAGAUCAACGUGAUGAAUGCCUUAAUAACUUAGAGGAACAUAUUCUUGAUAACAAUGCUUAUGUUAGAUCAAAAGUUUUACAAGUUUGGCAACAUUUAUGUUGUGAAGGUGCUAUUCCAUUAGCAAGACAAGGAAAACUUUUAGCUGCUGCUGCAUUACGUUUAGAAGAUAAAAGUGCAAGUGUACGAAAACAAGCAUUACAAUUAAUACGUGCUUUACUACAAAGUAAUCCAUUUGCAGCAAAAUUAAACAAAGUAGAAAUUUCUAAAUCAUUAGAAAAGGAAGAAAUAAAACUAAGAAAAUUACAAACUCAAAGUGUUAAUAAAAGUACUCGUGGUGAUAAACAGAGAUUGGAAUUAUGGAAUACUUUUCUUCCAGAAAUAAGAAAGGCAUUAAAAGAAAUUAUUAAUAAUGGAAAGAAAAAUAAUAAAAAACAAGAUGAUGAAGAUGAAGGUGAAGAUGAAAAAGAAGAAGAAGAAAAUGAAGAAAAUAUUAGUACUGAUACAGCAUUUGAACAUGUAAGACAAUUAAUGCUUAAAGGAAAAAUUCUUGAAGCAGUAACAUAUAUGUGGAAAAUUUGUCUGCACUUGAAACAAAAUUCGAAUAUAGAAGAUCUUUCUCCUGAAGCAAAAGAAGAAUGUCUAUUUUUACUUUUAUUAAAAACAUUUAUGGAAUCCGAAAGUAAUCCAAUUGACGGAAAUGAGAAUGCAGAUACACAACAUUCAGAAAAUAAGAAUAAAGAAAAUGAUGAAAUAUUAGCACUAAAACGAGUUGUAAAUUAUUUAAAAAAUUGUUUGGAAUUUGCAAAUGAAUUAGAGAUUGCUAUAUCUAUGACGGAGAAAUUACUUUUUUCUACCGUAGCAACCGAUGCUAUCGAGGCAUGUACUUUACUUGGAGUUGCUCACCAAUUUGGUGUAGCUGGAGCUGCAACCGCUAUUCGCGAUGCUUUAUUUCAAAUGUUUCAUCGUGAUCAGUCAGUCCGCAACAAUAUAGCAUUAGUAUAUAAAGAUCUUUAUUUAAAUAAUCGCGAAAAUCAAAAAUCAAAACGACAAAAGGCUCUUACAUGUGUUAAAUCAUUGAUUGAUUUAGUAAAAGGACUUCAACCAGGUCAAAGUCAAGCUUUAACUCAACUUAUUUUAACAUGGUAUAAUAAUAAAGAUAUAGACAAUGAAAUAUUACAGGUUUUGUGGGAGAUAUUUUCAAUGAAAUUAUCAGAUACAGAUACAUUAGAUAGUAGAUCUGCUUUAAUGCUAAUAACAAUGAUAGCUCAAGCUCAAAAUGGUAUUAUAAUUAGUAAUUUAGAAGUGUUAAUAAAAGUAGGACUUGGAUCACGAGCAAAAAGUGAUCUUUUACUAGCUAGAGAUACAUGUAGAGCAUUGUUAACUAUAAAACAUACGAGUGAUGAUAUAGAAAAAGCACCUGUCAGGUAUCCUAAUGAUCAUGAAAUGUUUAAAGAAAUUCUUCCCUUAUUAAUAGAAAAUUUUGCAAAUGUAGAAGAAGAUGGUUAUAUUUCAUUUGCAACUGAUGCAAUUGGUGCAAUUUAUCAUUUAGCAAAUCAACCUGAUCAUUUAAUGAAAGAAUUAUUAUUGCAAAUAUAUAUUCGGGGAAAAUUUAAUAAUGAUUCAUCCGAACAUACUGUUCCAUCCUUUUUAUUAUCUAAAUUAUUGUAUUUAAUUGGCCAUAUUGCAAUUAAACAAAUGGUACAUUUAGACACAUCAGUGUACAAGGAAUUAAAACGAAGAGAUGCUAUACGAAAAUUAAAAAAAGACAAAAAUUCAAAUAGAAAAAGUAGAAAUUUAAAUAGUUCUCAGAAAUUAACUACUCCAAAUAGUGCAAGACAAAUAAUUCGCAAUAAAGAGACAAGUAUUAUUGAAGAUAACGGAGAGGAAGCUGUGGAAGGAGCAGCAGAAGAUGCAGAUGCAGAGUUUAUAAAUGAUAUUCUAGAAAAUCAUAUUGUAACUGGGGAUGGACUCUUAGUAAAAUUUAUCCCAUUAGUACUAGAUGUAUGUCAGUAUCAUGACAAAUAUAACAAUGAAGAUAUACAAGCUGCUGGAGCUCUUGCUCUCAGCAAAAUGAUGACAGUAAGUUCCACUUUUUGUGAAAAUUCAUUACAGCUUUUAAUUACAAUAUUAGAACGUUCACCAUAUCCUAAUAUUCGGGCUAAUGUUCUUAUUGGAAUAAGUGAUCUUACAACAAGGUUUCCAAAUCAAAUUGAACCAUGGAUGAAACAUUCUAAAGCAUGGUUAAUUUGCAGACUUCGCGAUGAAGAUACAAAUGUAAGAAGUACUUGCAUUCGAGUUUUAUCAAAUCUUAUAAUGAGAGAAAUGGUACGUGUGAGAGGUCAAAUAUCAGAACUAGCUCUUUGUAUAAUUGACAAAGAUCCUCAAAUUCGGCAAGAUACGAAGCAAUUUUUCAAAGCACUUUCACAAAAAGGCAAUGCUUUGUACAAUGUGAUGCCUGAUAUAUUAUCUCGAUUAACUGAUCCUGAUUUAGAUAUAAAUGAAUCAGAUUUUCAGGAAAUUCUGAAGUAUAUUUUAAAUUUAUUACAAAAAGAAAAACAAGUUGAUGCCAUUAUUGAUAAAAUUUGUGCUAGAUUUCAAUUGGCUACGACAGAAAGGCAAUGGCGUGACUUUUCAUAUUGUCUUUCACUUUUACAGUUUAGCACAAAAAGUAUAUAUCGUCUUAUCGAAAGUUUACCCUUAUUGAAAGAGAAAAUUCAUCACAAACAAGUUUUAAAAGCAUUAUAUUCUGUUAUCGAACAAACAAAGAAAAAACCAAAUACAAAAGCAGCAUGUAUGGAAUUGGAAGAAAAAAUAAAAGAACUUCUUAAUAAAACAGAGAAUUCGAAGCAAGAUGAUGAAAUAAUGCCACCGCCGCCAGCACCAAAAUCAAGAAAGCGUAGACACAGAAAACAUAGUAAUAGCGAAGAAGAGGAAGAUGAUAUUGAUAAUGAUUUUGAUUCAGUACCUGUAGCAAAAGCAAAGAGUACUAAAAAAGCAAAAUCUCCUGAACAUAAAUCGAAUUCUGAUUCAGAUUCAGAUACUGAUGUACUAAUGAAAACUCCUAGUAGAAGACAGCAUAUGGCAAAUAUAUCUACAAGUGCAACAAGAUCAAAUCGGAAGAAACGUACCAAUUCAGUUCCCGUUACCCCAUCACCAUUGACGAAAAAAAAUAAACCAGUUCCACAGAGAUCUUCAUUACGUUUAUCUCAAUUACGAGAAAAAUGA
This is a messenger RNA of Heterotrigona itama, 4455 nucleotides long. The record is from the annotation of a GenBank genome assembly. NCBI's taxonomy places the organism in Eukaryota, Metazoa, Arthropoda, Insecta, Hymenoptera, Apidae.